AUGAAAUCCAACGAAACGGUCUUCGUGUCUGCAGCUGCAGGAGCCACCGGUCAAUUCGCUGUCCAACUCGCCAAGCUUGCUGGAAACCACGUGAUCGGCGCCUGCAGUUCGGAUGAAAAGGUCGAGUACCUUAAGUCACUCGGUGUAGACCGCGCUAUCAACUACAAGAAAGAGGAUCUUAACGCUGUCCUAACAAAGGAAUACCCAAGCGGCAUUGAUCUCGCUUUCGAAGGUGUUGGCGGCGACAUGUUCAAGGCCGUUCUGGACAACAUCGCCAUUUUCGGCCGCAUCAUCGUCUUUGGUAAUUGCUCCCACUACCACGGCGACGCUGGCGACGAACCGCAAUACGGUUAUCAGCAGAACCGCAAGAUGCAAUUGCGCUCCGCCUCGCUGCGUGGCUUUCAACGACGCCACCACCCGAAGGACGAGCCUGAGCACUUGCAGCGUCUCGCAUAG
Phytophthora infestans T30-4 is the source of this 456-nucleotide messenger RNA. RefSeq lists its product as uncharacterized. Gene Ontology annotation, molecular function: oxidoreductase activity. The record is from RefSeq and is a predicted model, not a curated record. Gene Ontology annotation, cellular component: mitochondrion. Lineage: Eukaryota; Oomycota; Peronosporomycetes; Peronosporales; Peronosporaceae. The transcript has 2 exons. The coding region runs from base 1 to 456 and encodes 151 amino acids.